Messenger RNA from Camelus dromedarius (Arabian camel), 5462 nucleotides. RefSeq names its product Ras association domain family member 6 (gene RASSF6). The coding region runs from base 308 to 1321 and encodes 337 amino acids. Gene Ontology annotation, biological process: signal transduction. The transcript is spliced from 11 exons. Lineage: Eukaryota; Metazoa; Chordata; Mammalia; Artiodactyla; Camelidae. The record is from RefSeq and is a predicted model, not a curated record.
AAGGAGUAAUAAUUAACAGCUUCUUGGGCUCGAUGAUCAUCCGUCGGAGGGGCAUUGCCAGGCGCAGAGCCGAGCCGCUCCGGCUCCGUGUGCCUCCCCUCCUCCCGCGUUUGGCUCCCACCUCCACCGGCACCUCCACCUCCACCUCCCGGACAGGUGAGCGAGCACCGACUCUCCGACGCUGCUCAGAGUUGGCGACUGAGCAAGGGGAACAAACUCUCCGGAGCAGGUUCAGCGCAGUAACUACGGUUAAAAUUCCCCUCCUGUUCGCAGUGUGUCCUCCCAUGAUCUCAGAAAGGGGGAAGAGAUGACCAUGAUGGCUCACCAGUCCCCCUCCUGGAUCUUCAUCAACGAGAGGACGUUCAUUACCAGGGAACAACUUAAUUCUUUAUUGAAGACCUAUAACAUCUUUUAUAAGAACCAGAAAAACCUGCAUAUUGUAUAUGGACAGACUGAAGAUGGCAAACUAAUUGUUGAAGGAAUGUUGGACAUUUUCUGGGGAGUAAAACGGCCUAUACAGCUGAAAAUACAAGAUGAGAAGCAAAUCCCUUCUUUCACUGUGCUCAAGUCACCAGACGUCUUUUCCAAAAGGGGAAUGACACGCUGGGGAGAAUUUGAUGAUCUUUACCGUAUUAGUGAUUUGGACAGGACCCAGAUUCCAGUGUCUGAAGUAACAGGUUCCCAGGAAGAUUAUUCAUCUUAUCACAGUAGCACUCUGAAGCCUCCUGCAGGUAAAGAGCCAGAAUCCCCCUUGCUCUACAGAACCAUGAGCGAAGCAACCCUGGUGAGAAAAAGGAUGAAGCCCCCGAUGUUGGACAGAAAAGACAGACAGACGCAUCGGGCCUCUAUUAACGGACAUUUUUAUAACCAUGAAACAUCAAUUUUUACUCCAGCCUUUGGAUCAGAAACUAAGGUCAGAAUAAACAGUGAUAUGAGAACUGAAGAAGUAAUAAAGCAAAUUCUCCAAAAAUUUAAGAUUGAAAACAGUGCCCAGGAUUUUGCACUUUACAUAAUUUUUGCAACAGGAGAGCAGAAGAGGCUGAAGAAGACAGACAUUCCACUACUGCAUAGACUCCUACAGGGGCCUUCCAAAGAGAAUGCUCGCAUUUUCCUCAUGGAUAAAGAUGCAGAAGAAAUUAGCAGCGAUGUGGCUCAGUACAUUAAUUUUCAUUUUUCUCUCCUGGAAUCCAUCCUUCAAAGAUUAAAUGAAGAAGAGAAAAGAGAGAUUCAAAGAACAAUAGCAAAAUUCAGUACAGAAAAGGCAAUCAUACUGAAAUGUCUUCAAAGUAAAGGGGUAAUAAAAACAGAAACAACAGUUUAGCAGUACACGUCACUUUUGCUAAAACUAACAAAAUUGGAAUGGUGUUACUAUUUGAGUGCAUAAAUUCUAUGCUUGCAUUCAUACAAAUACAUAUAAACUCGAAUCUGUAGAAAACUGAAUGUCAAAAAAACCUGUCUCUCUUUGAAGUGAUGAGGUUGACUAGGGUUCACAGUUGGACUGAAAGGAACUUGAAUUUAGUUUCAGUAACUGAAAUAAGCUUGGAUACUAUGUAUUCCAAACAAGUUUUUAUAGUGAAACCCUCAAUGAACUCAAAUUUCAAUGGCAUCUUCAGGUAGCACGCAGCUUAGACUUCUUUUAGCUUCAACUGUCAAGAGAACUAAAAUAUCAUCGACCAACUCUUGAAAGCAAUUCAGAAGUAAAAGCUGCCAGCUCUUGAGAUAAAAAAAAGCAGCCCCCUCACCUCACCAAGGAAUCUGGUGGUGAUGGUGUUUCACAGCUCCUUGAAAACUCUAGCCUUUUCAUAAAAUCUAGGGCUUUCUUUAUGUGGGUAGGUGACUUUGGGUUAUCUGUAACAUCAGAGCUGUCUAUCUUUUGGGAUGGAAAAGACUAUGGCUCUUGUUAAGAAAUCUAAAUUGUAAUUUUCUCAACCUGAGCCUUUCUUUUUUUUCCUCUGUUCUACUGAUGACUUUCAAAACUGCCUUUAAGCUUUUUUUUUUUUUUUGUCAGUUGAAGUAGUUUUCUUUUUUUUUUUUUCCCCAAAUAAACAUACCUCAGAGAUUUACUGUGUCUCAUCAGCUAGUCUAAGACGUGGCCCAUAAUAACCAUUUGUUGCUGAAUGCAUGCAGGUGAUGCCGAGCUGUGGUAACUGAAGAUAGGCAGGGAAUCUGGAGCUUGGCCCUCUCCCUCCAAGGCAACUCAUUCUACAAGACAGCGUUCAAGGUACUUCAAGUCUGCUUAGCCAAUCUGAAAAAGCACUGAGAAUGCCACCAGUCAUCAUCUACUUCCUUAUUUAUGAGCUCUAUAUUAAAAUGGAGUUUUAUGCAUCUUUCUUCCACUCUCAAAACUAUUUCCACUUGCAUUCCUCAUAAGCCUUGGGUUAAAUUGAUUGCAUUACACAUACCACAAGGCAUAAGGUUGUAGGCAAUAAAUCUAGUUGGAAGAUCAAUUAUCAAAAUAUGAAACAUGUUUAAGACAAAGGCAUUACUUCUCAGGGUCACCUAAACCUAAGCCGGAUGAAAGUAAAAGUAUGCUAUGGCCUUUUCAGUCCUAGGAAAUCUUCUUUCUUGAGUGAAACAGAAGUUUGCAUCUUUAUUCUGCCAUCUAUCAGUUAAUAAGAAAGUAAUCUCAUCUAGCUAAAAUAAGGCAAAUGUAAUAGUUAAAAUUCAUUAAACUUACUUAAAGUAGUGUCAAAUAUCUGCCACAAACAUGACAAAAGAUUCAUCUUUAACAUGUUGAAAGUCUACAAAAGAAAAAUACUAAGUCUGGAAAGAAAAAAAUUUUAAAAUAAAUAAGACAGAUGACAUGAAAAGUAAAAUCACAGAAGAAAUGCAAAUGGCUACUAAGUAUGUGAAAAAAAGUUGUAUCUUAAUCGUGAUCAGUUAUAUUAGUCCUUGUCUAAUCAGGAGAUAGAAACCACACAGUCAUUUAAAUAGGGGAAGUUUAACAUAAGGAAUUAUUUAGCUGUGAUGAUAGGAGAGUAACUGUAAAGAUGGAAAGAGACCGUUAAAGGGCACCCUAAGGCUAAGGGAAGAAUACCCAGCAAAGGAAAAGCUUGGGGAGGGGCUCAGAAUUCACCGGAGAAGCCGCGGUUGCAGCCCACUGGAGGGAGGCGGCCCCCGCCGGUUGCCCAGGACACAGCAGGGCCACAGUUAUAGGACAAGCAGGAACAACAGGGGUCAGGGCCAGGUGGGCAGGUGCGCAGCGGGGCUUGGGCCUUCUCUGCAGGCACAAGGCCCAGAUCACGUAGUGUCUGUGUCUGAAGGUCUGCAAGAAACAAAGCCUGGGGGCACAGGUCAGCCGAGGCUGAAGGGAAGGCACACAGGUGGAGUCAGGGGUGCUGCUGCCCAUGUCGCGAGGCCUGGGAUCUGCAGGGGCCUCCUUUGCAGGGACCUAGUACAACUCUGUGUAGGCCUUAGGCUGUGGCAUCUUUGAGGCUGCAUGGGACAAAGGUCAGGCAGGUGGCUUAUCAGAUGUCCAGCCCCACAGGGCCCUCUCUGGGAGCAUGCACCAAGUUGAGAAGGUGUGGAGACAAAUGAUCUGAGCCAGGGCGCAGACCUGCAAUGGGGCUCCAGGCUGUGCCACCACAAACAAAAUCGAAAGCUGGAAAAGGGGUUGGAGGAACAAACACUAAAGAAAGCUGCACCCUACAGGCAACUAGCACUGGAGAAACCACUCUGGGCAGAGCAGUAGAGGAAGAAAAUCAGCUUCCCAGUGAACCUAGCCAGCCAGCUCCUAGGAACUGGGAAAGAGCAACCACCUCCCGCAGUGUUUCUCCAGCGCCCUCUACCGACAAAGCAUGACAUGUAAACUGCAAGGAAAACGUUUAAAGGCUCCACAUCCGUUUUCACAAAGCCAACAGCAAAGAGUAAAUUUGGAGCAGAGAGGCAAUAAAAUAACUGGCCUGUUAACAAAACACAAAGUAAAUAAAACUGAAAUAUACUGUUCUGUCUACUAGACAAGAUUAAGAAAUGAUAAUAUUAAAUACUCAACGAAUUGCAUUGAGAUGGGCAAUUAAACUACUGGUAGAAAUACAAAUGGAUAUAAUUUUCCUUGAAAGCAGUUUAGUAAAUUCAGCCUACAAUUCUACUUGUAGGAUCUUACAUGGAAAUAAUCAGAUAUACAAAGACACUAUGUAAAGAUCAUUAUUUACUGUGAUUAAAGGAAGUAAAUAGCCUAAUGUUUAAAAAUAGAAAAAAAAAAAAGAUUAAAGGAAAGAAACAUUUACCCGUAGAGUAUUAUGCAGCCCUUAGGAUUAUUGUCUAAUAAAUUUUAAUUAUAAAAGUAAAUUCUGCUUAUGUAUCUAGGUAAGAAUAUAUACACAAAUAUUCAAUAAUUAUCCAUAAGAUAUAUAGAUAUAUUUAUAUGUGUGUGCAUAAUAUCACUUGUACAUACACCCUACCAACCAAAACCAAGUGUGUUUAUGUCUGGUUUGUAGAAUUAUGGGUGAUUCAUGUUUUGUAUUUUUUCUAUACUUAACUAAAUAUUCUAUAAUGAACAUGUAUUACUUUUUAAACCAGAAAAUAGAAAAUUUAUGAUUAAAAGAGGAAAGCAGAAGUGACAGAGUGUGACUUUGGACUAGAUCAUAAAAGUCCUUGUGUCCUCCUUGCUUGCUCUCUUGGAUUGUCUGCUGUGGGGAAAGCCAACUGCCACAUCCAGAGCAGCCUUGGGGAAAGGCCUGUAUAACAGCAACUGAGGCCUGCCAAAAGCCAACUAGAAACUGAGGCUUCCCAACUGUAACUGUGUAAGUGGGCCAGCUGCUAGCCCCAGUCAAGCCUUCAGAUGACUGCAGCCUGUCUAAUAGCUUGACUGCAACCUCAUGAGAGACCUUGAGCCAGAAAACCCAGCUAAGCUGCUCCUGAAUUCCUGACCCUCCCAAAAUGUGUGAGAUAAGAGAUGUUUAAAAGAAGGAGGAGGAGGAGGAGGAAGAGGAGAAGGGGGAGAAGGAGAAGGAGAAGGAGUGGGAAGAGGAGGAUGCGGAGGGAGGAAGAGGAGGAGAAGAAAUGUUUGUUAUAACAUGCUGCUACAUUUUAGGAUAAUUUGUUACACAGCAAUAGGUAACUGAUAUAAUUUCUGAGACAAAUCUGCUCACUUCAGAGUCAUCUUUGCAUAAUACAAGAAAAUAAACUUUGUCACAAAGCCAUUCAUCUUUGUUUUAGGUGGUCCAAAUAUUUCACUACCAGUUACAUACUAGUUCAAACUGUAGAUAAUAUGUUAUAUUUAUUAAUGGUAGAAGAUCUGUCACUUCAUCUUUGUGUACUUCGCCAAACUUAAUAUUGUGUCUUGUGUAUGGGUUGUGCUCGAUAAAAAUCAGUUUGAAUAAAGGACUGAAUGAGUUAGUGAAUCAAUGAAUAAAAGAAUGAGCAAAUAAAUUAUCUGUAAUAUUUUCAUAAAAUCCCCUGUAUAUAUCUCCUUUUUCACAAAUCUGAUCCAGUUGCUAAAUAAAUAGAGAAUCUUUCGUAUA